Messenger RNA from Colossoma macropomum (tambaqui), 4395 nucleotides. RefSeq names its product 1-acylglycerol-3-phosphate O-acyltransferase 3 (gene agpat3). The coding region runs from base 407 to 1540 and encodes 377 amino acids. Gene Ontology annotation, molecular function: 1-acylglycerol-3-phosphate O-acyltransferase activity. Gene Ontology annotation, cellular component: endoplasmic reticulum; endomembrane system. The transcript has 10 exons. The record is from RefSeq and is a predicted model, not a curated record. NCBI's taxonomy places the organism in Eukaryota, Metazoa, Chordata, Actinopteri, Characiformes, Serrasalmidae.
UUCCACUCGAACUGAGGGGUGGAUGGGACAGGAAGUGCGGUGAACUCACUUCUUCAGCUAGUCUGCGAUGGCGACGAGCGCCCCGCUGCUGCCGGACAAAGAGAGAGAGAUCAGUUAAAAACAGCAGAGAAACAGACGAGGAACCGGAGAAACAGCUGAUAAACACCAGAGGAGCACCAGGGAAACUAGACUGCCGCCAGCACUUCACAUGUGCACGGUGUCUUUCUGAACGGUUUGAGCGAAUAAAACACGAGACUCGGGUUCCGGUGCUACUGAUGACAGCCGGCGCGCUUCAGCUUUACGGGUCUGUGGUGUUGAGUGAGGGGCCGUGUAAAAGGGGAUUGUAAAGAAGAAGAGCCCACUGUGGUGUGCAUGUAUGUGUGUGUGAGGCGCGGGCUCGUCCGUCAUGGGUGUGUUGGCCUGGCUGAAGAGCCAGUUCAUCCUGCAGCUCCUCAUCGGCUUCGUCUUCGUGGUCAGCGGCCUCAUCCUCAACUUCAUUCAGCUGUGCACCUGCGUAAUCUGGCCCUUCAACAAGCAGCUCUAUCGCAAGAUCAACACCCGCCUGGGCUACUCGCUAUGGAGCCAGUUGGUGAUGCUUUUAGAGUGGUGGUCGGGGACAGAAUGCACGCUCUACACUGACCAGGCCACGGUGGAUCAGUUUGGCAAAGAGCAUGUCAUCAUCAUCCUCAACCACAACUAUGAAAUUGAUUUCCUGUGCGGCUGGACCAUGUGCGAGCGAUACGGCGUGUUGGGGAGCUCCAAGGUGCUGGCGAAGCGCGAGCUGUUGAAAGUGCCUCUGAUUGGCUGGACCUGGUACUUCCUGGAGAUUGUGUUCUGUAAGAGGAAGUGGGAGGAGGACAGGGAGACAGUGUUUAAAGGGCUCCAUCAACUCAGAGACUACCCUGAGUAUAUGUGGUUUCUGCUCUAUUGUGAGGGGACACGGUUCACUGAGAAGAAGCACCAGAUCAGUAUGCAGGUGGCUGAGAGCAAAGGCCUACCCAAGCUCAAAUACCACCUACUGCCACGCACCAAGGGCUUCACCACCACAAUGCAAUGCCUCAAGGGAACAGUAAAAGCAGUAUAUGACGUCACAUUGAACUUCAAAGAUAAGGAGAACCCCACACUACUGGGCAUCAUCAGUGGGAAGAAAUACAGAGCCGACAUGAGCGUCAGGCGUUUCCCAGUAGAAGAGAUUCCCGAUGAUGAGAAGGAGUGCGCUGACUGGCUUCACAACCUCUAUAGGGAGAAGGAUGCACUGCAGGAAUUCUAUGAAAAAGAGGGCAAGUUUCCCGGCCCCACCAUCAAACCCAAGCGUCGGUUAUGGACUCUGCUCAACUUCCUGUUCUGGGCUACGCUGCUUCUGUCCCCGCUCAUUAGCUUUGCCUGGGACGUCUUCGUCAGCGGCUCCCCCCUCCUCAUCAUUGGCUUCAUGCUUUUCCUCAUUAUCGCCUCUGUAGCUGUGCGCCGUCUCAUUGGUGUAACGGAGGUGAAGAAAACGGGUUCCAGCUACGGCAACGCAGAAGCCAAAAAAGAGAAUUAGAACUUUUUCCGCUGGUCAGCCACCGUAUCACUCACUUUGCCGUCACUGCUCAGACAUGGAGUUGCCCACCUGUGCAGUCAUCCUCCUUUUUUUAAUAAAAAAGAAAGAAAAAAAAAGUAAUAAUUACGACUGAAUGGGGAAAAAAAAAUAAUGGAAAAAAAACUCAACAUGGCGUUGAAGCAUGUGGGGGUUUGGGGAAUAGUUAAUUGUAACUUUAUAAACUAGAAUAAUACUUAUUAAUUAUGGCAAUUGUUGCAAAACAAACAAAAUGUGAAAAGAAAACAAUACAAAUGUGAGAUCAUCAGUAAUACUCAUCUCCCUCAGUUACCUAGAGGUAGCCUGAGGCUGACCAAUGACGCGACACUGAAAGGGUGAUUGACGGCCUGCUCCUCCUAUUCCUAGCCUUUGUCCUUCUCACUAGCUUAAGACCCAACAGUCCUCAGGGGUCUCUACACAGCCACGUAGUGUGAAGUUUUCUAUUUAAGCCACUUCCUAUAGCUGGACACCUCCCAACCCCACGUCCCAGAUGCUUAACCUCCUUCCUGUCACUCUGUAUAUUCCCCUGCCCCUCUGCUAUGUCCAAACAAUGGUUCCUUCUGCACGGCUCUGCAGCAGCUGUCCCGGCCGCCGUCCACUCUCUAGCUGUUAUGGACUUCUAGAGAUGCUGUUAACGUGACGUCCCUGUCUUUCGUGUCCAAGUUUCUGUCAAACGUUUAACUCAAAGCUACAAACUAGAACUCUAGGAUUUUUUGACACUAAUACAGAGUGUGUGGUAGGAGUGGGCCAUCUCGUCCAGGCCAGCAAAGCACAGGUGACAGCCAGCCCACCGCAUCAUAGUUCAGAUUGAGUUUGCGUGACCUUCGUAUCCGUUUGUUACUGAUUAGGUUGGUACGGCUUGAUUGGUAAAGAUUAACAGCAGGGUUGAUAAUUAACAAACAGGGUUGAUGCAAAUGAAUGUAGUGAGUAGGGGGCUCCCCAGUGGAAAGUGAGUCUUGUUCCAUGUCUCAUUUUUUCCCCUGAUUCAUUGCAUUGUCAAUAGUGUAAUGCAAAAAGAGGUGUAGCAGAAAGGUCUGUUCUCAUUCCAUGUAAAUUCAGUAAAAUCAGUAAAAAAAAAUUCAUACCUGGGUCUGGGUCUACGAAAACCACAAGAAUUAUUUUAUGACUGGACUGCCUGUAUAAAGAUGAUUAAGCAUUUCAUAAAUAAUAAAACGUGCAUGGAAGGUAAACAGUGAUGACUUGAAGAUAGUUAGCAGAGAAGACCAUGUUUCCGAUUUUAAGUGUUCUUUAAAACAUUACAGCGGUUUACAGAGACUGAAAGAGGGUGGUUGAGGGGAUAAAUGGACCAAGAAGAAAAAUGCAUACGAUUAACUUCAAUUCAGUUCAAUUCCAUUUCAUUUCUGUAGGUUACUCACUGUGACAAAUGGCUGUGUAGCACAUGUGAAUGUGAAUCACUGGAUGAUCAACAUUUUUUUGAGUUUGAGUUGUAAAUAAAUUUCAGGAAUUCCUCCUGGAUGUUGACAGUUCUCCAGUAACUGUUUCCUAUAAGCGUUUAGCAAUAGCAGUGUAAUUUAUUGGAGGAUUGGCAGUGGAAUAUUAAAAUGUCACUGUAGUGGUCUAUCAAUCCAUCACACUCCCGUCGGAAACACACAGAGUCCAAACACAUAGCAAUAAAUUAUCAUUUUCACAUUCUUGUAAUGUAACUGUCCAAAGGCAUAUUUCUUGUCAAUUUAGCAUGGUUUUUACUGCAAUGAGCGUUUUUAAAAACAUUACAGAUGGCUGUACUUGGGGUUCGUUUGUUAGCGCACUAAUUGUUGGGUUCAGUUUAAGAAAUGCUCAAAAUUAGUUGAGUUCAUCUUCAGGCCACUUUAAAUUGAACCAGUUAGGUUGCUAGCUCAUGAACUUGUUUUAUACCGCCCGGAUCCAUGCAAGCCUUAACAGAAUAGUGCAGCUUUUUUUUUGGGGGGGGGUGUGUGCAUGUAGAGAGCCCUUUAACCUCUAAGCUGAUGGAUGUGUUUAGGUCUCACAGGCUAACGGGAGCAUUUGCAUUGUGCAGGUUUCAUGCAGAUAGAUUAAUGUGUAGAUAAUGAAUCAUAUGUAGUCAACUAUGUUGUAAAGAUCAGUGUGUGGCCUAUCUGCUGCUGUACGUGUAAUUUGCACAGGUGUCUUGUCUUUCAUGACGGAAAUCUGUACAAAGCUUAUAUGAUGCAAAUGUACCCAAGAAUGAGGGGUAUGGUUGACCACCAAGGUCAAAGUUGAUCAUUUUAGAAAUGCAUGGGAUAUCAGGCCCAUAAGAAGAAUAAUCUGUCUUUUCCGAUCUUGUUUUCUUUCAAGUGUGUUUGCAAAGAGAUGCUAUAAUUAGCUUGUUUUUUUUCCCAAAGCAUCAUUUGACAUAGUGGAGAUAGAGUGCAGUGUAGAGAGACAAACUAAAGAUCCUUUGUUUUUAAAGCACUGAUUUCUUUUUUUAUUCAGUUGCUUUGUAUCCUGGGCUUUAUUGCGCUGAUUUUGGGUCAUGUUCCCCUUUUGGCUGAAUUCACUUACUGUAUGCUUACAAGCAAAACUGAACCAGAAUCAGACACAUUAUCAUCAGCACACACCCUGAUGAGUAGAGUUUAAGAUUUGUGUGGGACAGAAAAAUGCAUUUAACCACAUUUUAUAAGAGGAGUGGUUCUCACACUGGGAUUUGAAGUGUGUGUGUGUGAGACACUCUACUUGAAAUGUUCUGUUCUAGGCGAGGUUUAGUAUGUUGAUAAAGACUGCAUAUAAAUAUUGAAAUAAUAUAGUCCAUUAAAAUUACUACAGAAUUUCCCCCUUUUUUUGUAUUAUCUACCAAAUCAAUUAAAGAAUUCAGUAUGUGA